AAGAGUGGUGAUGUUCUGCAAUUUUGACAUUCGUUUUUUUAUUCCUGAAAACUACACGCAAAUUACAGUAUGAACACAAUUCACUUCAGUGACACCUAUAUGCUGUGGAGUGACCUCACACCUCUGUCUUCGAGUUUUUGUUCCCUCGGCGUGGUUAAUUUUCAAUGCAUUCCCAACGGCUCACUAUUUACAAAUUUUGGUGUUUGAAAAUGGCAAAACUGUUUAGGCAGUUAACCAAAUCUUGUCCCCUGAUAAAAUACCGAAUCCGAACACCGCUAUCCAAUAUAAAAACGUGAUUCCAUGAAAAUGUGGUUAUUUAUCUUUUGCCGAUUCUUUCGUCAUGGUUUCUCAGCUCCGCCAUACACAAACAGAGAAAAACUGAGAAAUGUUGAAAAAUUAUUAUGUGCAGAACAAAUGAGGUGAGCAGUGUACCCAGAGCAUCAGCUGGAGUCAGUUACCACGAAUUUUUAAUAAACGAAGCAUCGUACAAAUUUUGGGCCAUUUUUCAAUUAGUAACAGUGGCUGUAUUACUGUAUUCGACAUUCGCUGCCAUUUAUUACGCUAGAUAUAAUUAUCUGAUGAAUCUAGAGAAUGGCGAUUACGAUGAUCUUCUUUUCGCCAGAUCUUUAUCGAACAUUUACUUGCCAAGAUUAGACGUUCAAACGUUUCAGCGAAUCGUUGAGGCAGUUUUCAGGCCGAAUGAUCAACCCGAUCGAGGUUAGCGAGAUUAAGUACAUGUUUCCGUUUUCAUCGUCGCUCUCGUCGAUGUAUAAGUAUGUAUUUUAAGAUGGCCAGAUAAGACUGCACAUUUUGGUUUUUUUUUUUUUUGUCAAGUGUGGACCAAUAAUGGCAACAUUUUGUGAAGUCUUUUUCUUUUUCGUUUAUUUGAAAUUAGGUCUAAGAUUUUUGAAGUUUGAAAUAUCGCCUGAAAGAAUGGCGCUGGCUCGCUCGCUUAUAUUACUUUAAUUAAUUGGUGAUUGAACCAAUUACUUUUAUAGGUUGUUAGAUUUUUUAAUCGUUGUUCCUAAUGUUAAUACGUACAAAUCUACAAUAAAGUUUAUUUAUUUUUUAA
This is a messenger RNA of Planococcus citri (citrus mealybug), 1072 nucleotides long. RefSeq lists its product as uncharacterized. The transcript is spliced from 3 exons. Bases 402 to 722 code for a protein of 106 amino acids. Lineage: Eukaryota; Metazoa; Arthropoda; Insecta; Hemiptera; Pseudococcidae. The record is from RefSeq and is a predicted model, not a curated record.